AUGUUGAACCGGAGAAGCACCGAAUCCGGCUUUGCGUCUCACGUGAUGCAGACACAGGAUGAGAUCUCUCGGUGCAAUACCAUGAACUCACCACUCCUACGUCUUCCAGCUGAAAUCCGCAACAUGAUUUGGACCUUCGCCCUGGACCGUGGCCAAGACAUUGAGUUGCUUCGUCACUCUGAACUUCGCUUUCCACACACGCUCCAAAAUUAUCUGAGUCUCCUCUUCGUCUGCCGGCAGAUCCACGCAGAGACAGCUCUUCUUCCCUAUGAGCUCAAGACCUUCAGUAUGCUUAGCCCUGGUAGAAGCUAUCUCGUCAGGUUUCUCGAGCGGAGGACCGUCGUGCAGAGGGAGGUAAUGGCGGGUGUGAAGUGGUCGUGGUAUGGGUCUGCGCCGGAGAUGCACUCUGCGGUAGAGUGGUUAAGGAUGAGUAGGGUUCGCAAGGAUAGUUGGUGA
This is a messenger RNA of Alternaria postmessia, 456 nucleotides long. RefSeq lists its product as uncharacterized. Lineage: Eukaryota; Fungi; Ascomycota; Dothideomycetes; Pleosporales; Pleosporaceae. The transcript has 2 exons. Bases 1 to 456 code for a protein of 151 amino acids. The record is from RefSeq and is a predicted model, not a curated record.